GGAUCAAACCAUUUUGACACUUUGAGGGAGUUGGAGAAUCUUGCAUUUCUACUGGUGGACAUGAGGAAGCACGACGAGGCGGAAGAAUUGCUCCAAAGAGCUCACGCAGGCUAUGAAGGAUCGCCUGAGUGUGGAUCAUAUCAUCCCUUGACUCUUAAGGCUCUUGCCAAUCUCGGCGACUUUUACAGAAAUAAGGGGCUUUAUGAGCGGGCAGAGAAAGUAUACCAGGAGGCACUCUUGGGCUAUGAACGAACUAAUAUUUUCGGUGAGGACCAUGACAAGUGCUUGGCUGAUGUGGUCAAUCACUUGGGCGAUGUUUACAGUUCCCAGAAUCGACUGGAGGAAGCAGAAACAUUUUAUCAACGCGCUAAGAAGGCAUAUCAAGCAAUGUUCGGGCCCCAACAUCCUUCGACACUCGACAUGAUCAAGAAAUUGAGUGACCUCUUUGUCGAGAAGACCGGGCUCGAUGAAGCAGAAAAGAAAUACCGAAAUGCACUAGAGAGUUCAGAAGAAGAGAACGGCUUGCUCCACAAAGAGACACUCCAAAGAGUCGGUGAUCUCGGCUCGGUGUUGUUCGAGCAAACGAAAUACGAAGAGGCAGAGUUGAUGUACAGAAGAGUUAUGGAAGGAUACGAGAAAAUGCAUGGGCCUAAGCACCUAAUGACCCUGGAUAAAAUCCACUACCUUGCCUUAGUUCUUGAUCGACAAAAGAAAUAUGAGGAGUCGACAAAGAUGUACAAGAAAGCGCUCGAAGGAUACGAAGAAACUUUGGGUCCAACAGAAUUGGGCACACUUCACUGUUGCUUCAAUUAUGCCUUAGCUUUGACCCAUACAGGCAAUAACGAAGAUGCUGAGAUGCUAUACCGACGAGCAUUGGAAGGGUAUGAGUUGCAGCUUGGUAUGAAGGAUUUGACUACAAUCAAUACACUCAAGAAUCUCGGCUUGGUUUUACAUCACCUCAGCAAAUUUCAAGAGGCACGGGCAAUGCUUGCGCGCGCAGUGAGAGGAUUUGAAGUGGUACUUGGGCCCGAAGACCCAGCUUACCUGAACACUUUGAGUUACAUUGGCGCAACUCUCGACGCACUCGGUCGCUACAAAGACGCAGAGUAUUAUUAUCGCGAGGCUUUUCUGGGCCUGAAUCAGGCAACUGGGCCUGAAUCCUCCGAUACA
Molecule: messenger RNA, 1170 nt
Organism: Aaosphaeria arxii CBS 175.79
Lineage: Eukaryota; Fungi; Ascomycota; Dothideomycetes; Pleosporales
Product: TPR-like protein
Exons: 1
Molecular function (GO): protein binding
Source: RefSeq, a predicted model, not a curated record